Neocloeon triangulifer is the source of this 1009-nucleotide messenger RNA. RefSeq lists its product as uncharacterized. The record is from RefSeq and is a predicted model, not a curated record. Bases 194 to 985 code for a protein of 263 amino acids. The transcript is spliced from 3 exons. NCBI's taxonomy places the organism in Eukaryota, Metazoa, Arthropoda, Insecta, Ephemeroptera, Baetidae.
UUCAAAGGGUUUAAUCGAGGCGAUGAGAGCUAGCGGAUGACCUCGCCGGCCAGCACUCUCCUCUGCCUGGGAUGAAUGGAGAGAUGGUCAUAGAGUUUAUAAAGGCACAAGCAGAGCGGACCACCCAGCAGUCAGAUUCAAACUCUAAUUCAUUCUGCAAGACGAGCCAUACGGCAGUGACAGGUCAUUUGAAAUGGCAGCAGUAGGAUAUGCACCCUCAAGCUUUGUUUUGGUGAUUGAAGUCUUUUUGGUGGUCAACAUGAUCACAGGUGCAAUCCUGAACGUCGCUCUUAUUCGCCUCAACCCAAAAAACCAUCGUCGCCUAAUCCAAGCCUGGGGAGUAUGCAACCUGCUCGCCCUGCUGAAAACACCUCUCCUGGUGGCCACCAUGCACGGCGGCCACUGGCCGGCCGGAGAUUUUCUUUGUCGCACCUAUAUGUCUGUAGCAAUUUUACAGCAGUGGACGUCACCCUGGCUCACGGCCUUUGCCUCGCUAAUGUUGAUCUUGAGAAGCCGCCCCCUGCACAAAGUGGCCGUCGGCCUCUGCACCAUUCUCUUGGCCUUGCCAAUGGUGCUUGUUUUUUGCACCACGGCUCAUUUGGAGACUGAGGAUUCGAGCAGGUGCUUCCUUCCACUAGGGACGCAGGACAUUGUGUGGACCACAUUGGCGCUUUUCUUAUCCUCAUUUUUCACGCCCGCAGCCACAGCCGCCUGCCUUCUUAUUGUGGCCACGCAUAAGCCACAAAUCAACGGUCGGAGAUGCGUUGCUGGUCUCGUUUUAACUUUGAUUAUAUUCUUCACCCCUCAUUGGGUAACCCAACUUGAUUUGAUGGAGCUAAAGCCUGUGAUGCCAAUCAAUGCAUUUCUGUUUGCUGCCUUAAUAUUGGAUUUUCACUCAGGAAUUGCAGUCCCACUCAUCUUUUUUCAAUUUGGACGCACGAAAUUAUUUAGUGAAAAGAAUUUGCGCCAGCUGGAAAUUGACUGAUGUCGCUGAACUUUCAUUUUUAUA